UUGUUCCACUAUGGUCAUGCGAAUGCAUUUCGUCAAAGUAAAGCUUUAGGUGAUAUUUUAGUUGUAGGAUGUCAUUCAGAUCAAGAUAUAGAAACAAACAAAGGUCCAUCAGUCUUAUCACAACCAGAUCGAAUGAAACUCAUCGAAGGUUGUAGAUGGGUAAACCAAGUGAUUCCAGAUGCACCCUACAACACCUCACUCGACUUCAUUAACCAAUACACCAUUGAUUUCGUAGCUCAUGGUGAUGAUAUCACCACAGACUCUAAUGGAUUAGAUACAUAUCGAUAUGUAAAAGAAGCAGGAAUAUAUUUAGAGUUUAAACGUACUUUAGGUGUUUCUACUACUGAUGCUAUCAGUCGAAUCUUA
Molecule: messenger RNA, 366 nt
Organism: Melampsora larici-populina 98AG31
Lineage: Eukaryota; Fungi; Basidiomycota; Pucciniomycetes; Pucciniales; Melampsoraceae
Exons: 3
Biological process (GO): phosphatidylethanolamine biosynthetic process
Cellular component (GO): cytoplasm
Molecular function (GO): ethanolamine-phosphate cytidylyltransferase activity
Source: RefSeq, a predicted model, not a curated record